UCUUAUAAAGUGUGCUGGAUGGAGAGAACAGGGAUCUGUGAUCUUCAUCUCUAUUGCACUUCACUGUAACUGCACUGCAAUGGCACAGAACGGGACUAUAGAGAACGGGCUCGCUCGAAACAUAUGCCCUCCGCCUCUGCCUCAGCCGGUGAAAAUCCCUGAGAUUAAACACACAAAGAUUUUUAUCAAUAAUGAAUGGCACACAUCAAUCAAAGGAAAGAAGUUUCCAACAAUCAACCCCGCAACAGGUGUCAAAAUCUGCGAUGUCGAGGAGGCGGAUAAAGCUGAUGUGGAUGAGGCGGUGGAAGCUGCCAGAGCGGCCGGGCAGAGAGGCUCGCAGUGGCGGCGGAUGGACGCCUCGAGCCGGGGAAGGUUACUGCACAGACUCGCGGAUCUGCUGGAGCGAGAGCGCGCUGUGCUCGCGACUUUAGAGUCAAUGGACACUGGCAAACCCUUUCUGCAUGCCUUCUUUGUCGAUCUGGAUGGCAGCAUUAAGACCCUGAGAUAUUACGCUGGCUGGACAGACAAGAUUCAUGGGAAAACCAUGCCAGUCGAUGAAAACUUUGUGUGUUUUACCAAACAUGAGCCCAUCGGUGUGUGCGGAGCAAUUAUUCCGUGGAACUUCCCUCUGCUGAUGUUUAUGUGGAAGAUCGCGCCGGCUUUGGCCUGCGGGAACACGGUGGUCAUUAAACCGGCUGAACAGACCCCGCUGACGGCUCUUCACGUCGGAGCACUCAUAAAGGAGGCUGGUUUUCCACCUGGAGUCGUGAAUAUCGUACCUGGGUUUGGACCAACGGCUGGAGCGGCGAUCGCCAGUCAUAUGAACAUCCACAAAGUGGCAUUUACAGGCUCUACAGAGGUGGGUCAGCUGAUCAAAGCAGCAGCAGCCAAGAGCAACCUGAAGAGAGUGACUCUGGAGCUGGGAGGGAAGAACCCCUGCAUUGUGUUUGCUGACUCAGACCUGCAGUUGGCGGUGGAGGAGACACAGAAGGGCUCGUUCUUCAACCAGGGUCAGGCAUGCACCGCUGCAUCACGUGUCUACGUGGAAGAGCCAGUUUAUGAUGAGUUUGUGCGUCUCAGUGUCGAAAGAGCCCAAAAUAUAGCGAUCGGGGACCCUAUGGAGCCACGAACCUCACACGGGCCACAGAUCGACCAACAUCAGUUUGAGAAGAUCCUGGAGCUGGUGGACAGUGGGAAGAAGGAGGGGGCGACGCUGGAGUGUGGAGGCUGUGCGGUGGAGGACAGACGUCUGUUCAUCCAUCCCACCAUCUUCUCCGAUGUCAAAGACCACAUGCGCAUCGCCAAAGAAGAGAUCUUUGGGCCAGUUCAGUGCAUCAUGAAGUUUAAGACGCAGGAGGAGGUGAUCGACAGAGCCAACAGCUCACAGUACGGUCUGACGGCGGCCGUCUUCACACGGGACGUCCAGCGGGCCAUGAGUGUGUCUGCGGCCCUGGAGGCGGGAACCGUCUGGGUGAACUGCUAUAAUGCCUUACAUGCUCAAGCUCCGUUCGGAGGCUUCAAGAUGUCAGGAAACGGCCGAGAGCUGGGUGAGUAUGCGCUGGCGGAGUACACCGAGGUCAAAGCCAUCACUCUCAAACUCAGCGAGCAGCUGACACUGUGAUCUGUCAAUCAACGCUUGAAGAAACUCUGGCUUCCCCGUCAGGCUCCUCUCGGUUCAUUUCAUGUAGAUGUGCUGUACAGAUUGAAAAGAAAAUGUGUGUGUUUUAUUUGUAUUUAAUUUGGAUGUUUUAAUGCUUUGCUUCUUUUGUUUUGGAGGUCCAGUUCAUCUUCAAGGUUUUAAAGGUCUCCUGUCAUGGCAGCUAAAAACUAACUAUGUUACCAUGAUUCGUUUUUUUGUGUUUACAAAUCAAGUUUCUGAUUGCAUUUUAUGAAUAAUCCUGUAAUCCACCUUAAACCUGAGGUUUAAGUUAAAUUAAGGUGUUUCUGCUCAGAAACAGAAUUGCAGAAAUGAUGUAACUGUUACUCUACAUUGGCUUUGUGAUGCUGGAUGUAAACUGAAUUGAUGAAUACAUCUCUGCACUGUAUAUGUACAGUGGGUUGCCCUGCAUAUAUAUUAAUGUAUAAUUAGAAUUAAAAUGAUUUCGUUUUCUAAAUGUACAUACAUACACAUCAUAUGACAGGGGAAUCAAUGUAAUUGCUUAAAAUAUAUUGUUUACUUUGACUUAUUAAAUAGCUAUUGAUUUAAAAAAAAAUGUGAUCUGUUGUA
Carassius carassius (crucian carp) is the source of this 2227-nucleotide messenger RNA. Its product is annotated as retinaldehyde dehydrogenase 3-like. Gene Ontology annotation, molecular function: aldehyde dehydrogenase (NAD+) activity. The transcript has 13 exons. NCBI's taxonomy places the organism in Eukaryota, Metazoa, Chordata, Actinopteri, Cypriniformes, Cyprinidae. The record is from RefSeq and is a predicted model, not a curated record. The coding region runs from base 80 to 1621 and encodes 513 amino acids.